CGUGGAGUGAAUCCAGUCUCCUCAGAGGCUGGCUAAUAAGGCAGAAGAGGCAGCCCCUUAUUCUGUUGCUGCUACUGUUGGUGGUGUAACACUCCUGGAGGCAAUGCUGGAGAUGCGGUGAAGCCUUGGAGGAAGAGAGGAGCGGAAAGACGCCUCCUGAUGGGGAACUGCUGAUUGAAAGAGCGAGAAAAAGGAGAACAAGAGAGCGCAGAAACAGUCCAUGGUUAACAAGCCAAAGAGGAGGAGGAGGUGAGACAAGCGAUUAGCAGCGGCAUAGAAUAGGUGGUGGUACAGUCCAACUGUAGACCCUCAGUUUCCAGGAGCUCGAUACAGAUGGAUCUGCAUUCAGCUCUCAACAACAUGACUUGGCUUGUAUAUUCCCUCCUGCUCCUGCUCAAAUGCCAAAAUAGUCUUUGUCAGCAGUCGUCGGAAGCUCAGAAGGAGGCAGGUGCCAACGAAGACAGCACGGUUUUCACCAGGAUCCUGGAUGGCCUCCUGGACGGUUACGACAACAGGCUCCGCCCGGGACUCGGAGAGAACGUGACAGAGAUCAAGACAAACAUCUUUGUCACCAGCUUCGGCCCCGUGUCCGACACAGAGAUGGAAUACACCAUAGAUGUGUUCUUUCGUCAAAGCUGGAAGGAUGAGCGUCUCUGCUUCAAAGGGCCCAUGGAGAUGCUGCCCUUAAACAACUUGUUGGCAAGCAACAUCUGGACUCCUGAUACCUUCUUCCUCAACGGCAAGAAGUCCAUCGCUCAUAACAUGACCACGCCCAACAAGCUGCUGAGGCUGAAGGAUGACGGAACCCUGCUCUACACAAUGAGGUUGACGAUCUCAGCAGAAUGCCCCAUGCAGCUGGAGGACUUCCCCAUGGACGCUCACGCCUGCCCGCUGAAGUUUGGCAGCUAUGCAUAUCCAGUAUCAGAGGUGGUCUACACAUGGACUCAAGGAGCUGCCAAGUCUGUUGUGGUGGCAGAAGAUGGUUCCAGGCUCAACCAGUACCAUCUAAUUGGACAAACAGCCGACACAGAGGACAUACACACCAGCAGAGGACAGUACACCGUGAUGAUGGCGCACUUCUACUUGAAGAGGAAAAUCGGAUAUUUUGUCAUCCAGACGUACAUGCCAUGUUUCAUGACUGUAAUCCUGUCCCAGGUGUCGUUUUGGCUUAACAGAGAGUCAGUUCCUGCACGGACAGUGUUUGGGGUAACUACGGUGCUGACUAUGACCACACUCAGCAUCAGUGCCAGAAACUCUCUUCCCAAAGUAGCCUAUGCAACAGCCAUGGACUGGUUCAUUGCUGUCUGCUAUGCUUUUGUCUUUUCGGCUCUUAUUGAGUUUGCCACAGUGAACUACUUCACCAAAAGGAGCUGGGCCUGGGACGGCAAGAAAGCUCUGGAAGCUCAGCACCCUAAGAAACGAGACCCGAUGGUGCUCUCGAAAAAGGCCAACAAUGUCUGCUCGGCUGGCGUCAACUACACCCCGAACCUCACCAAGGACGUGUCCAUCUCCACCAUCUCCAACACGACGUCAGUGCAGCUACGAGGUUCAGAGAGCAAACUGGUGGACCCCAAGAAAACGUACAACAGUGUCAGCAAGAUCGACAAGAUGUCGAGGAUAGUGUUCCCUGUCCUCUUCGGAACCUUCAACCUCGUCUACUGGGCCACAUACCUGAACAGAGAACCAAUGGUGAAAGGAGUUGUCGCUUCAACAUAAUCGCUUUCUUUUGUUGUUGUUAUGGGAUUUUUUUCUUUCUGAAACUGAAUUUGUGAAAAAGAAGAAGGGGCUUAAGCCUAAUCAAUUUCUGCUUUAGAAAAAAAGAUAAAAAAACAAACAUCGGCGUUUGAAGAACAAAGAAACUAUACUCAUCUAACUAAUUCAGGCACUUUGAAUUGAUGCAAGGCUGCGACAUUUCCUUUCCUUUUCCCGUGGCCUAAAAAAACUGCUUGAUACUGAAGAAACUGCUUCAAAGAUACAGGAGAGCGACUGCUUUGCUUCUUUCUCGUCUAUCCUGCUGCAAUUUGCAUGAUGUUCUCCAUAACAGGAAACCGUGGACUCCUUUGUCUUGAACACUGACCAUGUAUAUUGUCAAUCAUCACUUAAAGUGCAGCGGCUUACUUAGUUUGAGUUGAAACCUUCAAUUUAAAGGGUAAUGCUGCAAGAGUAUUAAUUUUGCUUUAUAUAGGUAUUUUCCAUUGUACUGCUUCAAAAACUCAGAUGUCAAAUUAGAAUCCUAAAAGUUAAAAAACACAAUAUAGAACCUGAAAGUAAAAUACAAGUCAUUAAUAUUUAUAUAAAAGUAUAGGAAAGCAACACAUGGAAAAAGAAAUCCUUGAUAAUCUUUGACCUAAAUGGUGAAAAAAUAGAAUUGAGUGACGUGUUCGCACAAAUCUGGGAGUAGAUAUAUGUGAUUUAAUUAAAAUUGAAGCCUUGGUAACUCAGCCAUGAAACUAAUAUACACACCUGAGAGGCCAUUUACCUGAAAAGCAGUGUGUCACAUACAAAUCAGCAGAGUGAUGUGGAGAGUUCAAAGACUGUAAUUCUGUGAAGUGACCUGGAUUCAAGGUGCCUUUUAAGCAUCCUUGAGCAAAACACUGUAGCGAUAAAAGCUCCAGGAGCUGGUUUUACCUUCAACUUGACUCCAGCUAAGAAAAAACAGGGUUUGGAAGAUACUUUAUGUUAUUCCUAUUAUUAUUAUUAGAAAAACUUGCAUCUAAAAACAGCAACAUUAAAAGGUUUUGCAUCCACUCCUAAAGUGAUGUAUUUGACAAAAAAAAGGAACUAAAAUGGUUUUAUUGUAAUAACUACAACUGAAUAAAAUAUAGUGGUUGUUUUAGAGGGAAAUUAGAGUCAGCUUUAGAGUCCAUUUUGAAGGCACUGUAUUUCAUAUCAAGUGCUCUGUAGUAUCGUUCAUUUCUGCCUCAAUAAUCAUGUCAUUACCACAAAAAAAGAUCGUAUUUAAAAGCGAUUCAAAAUUAGCUGAACACAUUCUUUAGUAUUUCUUUAAUUUGUUUUUGUGGAUCAAUGAAGCUAAUGUGGCUACUCUUAUACAUCUAUAGUAAAACAGGCCUUCUUUCUAGCUAGCAAAUUUUUAAACUCCUUAGCUCAGUUGCUAAUAGGUCAAUGAAAUCUGCUUUUAAAGACGUUCUUUGUGCCUGACCUUCUACAAACCAUUUUUUUUUUAUCUUGUAGGCUAUCCUUUAAUUAGACUAAAAGUUACCACCAUAGCCAAUAAUAUGCCAACUUUAGCCUGCUUCACCCUUCAUCUACUUUCUUUAUAUGCCCUUGUACUUUUAGCAACUAAUUAUUAAUGAAUGUACAUAAAAUAACAACUUUGAAAACUUUUGUUAAAUAAGUUACACAGACGAUACUAAAAAAAAGCCUCCUUACUAGAUAGCAAGUUAGGAAGCAAAAAGGUUGAUAAAACCUGUUUAUAUAAAGAGGUUCUUGAACCUUGUAACAUUUUUUUUAUUUUGUAGGUUAUCCUCUGACAUAUGAGUAAAAUUUAACACCUUAGUCUUUGGAUUUUUAGAUUUACUGUUACUUAACAGCUCAGUCUACUAGAGAAGGCCAGCUGUUUUAUACAUGGGAACAGAACAUGCUAACAUAAACCUGGACCACCUCAAACGUUUUGUUUUCUCUUUAUUAUGCUAUUAAUUUUUCCCAGCAUCCAACUAUUUAGGAAUGUACAUAAAAUUAUUUUAAAAAUUAAAACAAAUGUCAAUUAAAGAGAAGUUUACAGAAGAGGGCAAACAGGCCUCCUACUAGCUGUUUAGUUAGAAAGCUUUUUAGCUUAGUUGCUAGUAGGUCAAUCAAAUUUGGUUUUAAAGAGGUUCUUUGUGCCUAACUUUUUACUAAGUAUAUUUUUAUUUUGUAGGUUAUCCUCUGACAUUUAGGAGUCAAAGAACACCAUAGCCAGCAAUAAUCCUCAAUUUUUUUAUUUCCGCUUUUAUUGUUUCUUCAGAGCUCAGUAUGUUAAAGGUUGCUAGCUAUUGGGUUAAAACUAGUGGAAUAACAAGAAAAAUGAGGUCCAUGCAUACUUUUUGCAUACAUUUAUUUCUGAGUGAACAGACUUUUACUGUGACAAAUUUAUGUUUAAGAAAAUGUUCCCUAAUGUUUUAAGCAAUUAUUUCAAGUGGUAUAAAGGAAACAUGUAGAUACAAUUUUCAGAUUUUUGAGCUAGCAUUCUAAGGCAUUCACAAGAAAAAAAAAGCCAAUGAGACAAGCCAAUGCUGACUUUCGAUUUAUGAAGAUAAUGUUCUUGUCUUGGAUCUUUUUCUGAAGAUUUGUUUGCUUUUACUUUAUUUUGUUCUCAAUGUUUGGGUUACAAAAAUGGACAUUUGAGCUUGUUGUGUGUUUUUCUCUCCUCUAACUUAUUCAAACUCGAGGUUUUCAGCACAAAUUUGGGAUUAAGGUCGAGGACCACAGUCUGUGUUGGGACAUACUCAGGAUCAAAGGGACCAAUGUUUGGAGCCGAAGAGAAGCCUCUCAGUCUAUGCUUUAUGAAUCACAUCACACUGAAAACCGUAGUUCCCUUUCACCUGCCGCUGAGGCCAUUUUCUUAAUGAACUUCAGGGCACUUAACAGAGUUCAUUUAUAUGGUCAUGACAAAGUAAAAACAGCUUGUUUCAGUUUUGUGGCUUCACAUAUGAAGAUAAAUGACCAAACAUCUGGUCUUCACUAACUGUGAAAAGUUGGUGAAUACAGAUGAACAACUACACUUGCCAAAUUAGUUAAUGUAUUUAAGAAAAUCUAAGGCAAAAUACUUUUAUUAGGGAAAUUUUAGAUCAGGAAGUGAAUUUUUAUAAGCUCUAGGCUUAUUAUAAAUUCUAACAUUUGGUAUGUGUUGUUUUUAUGAAUGAAUUAUGUAUGUUUAUACAGUAGCAGUCUG
Molecule: messenger RNA, 4891 nt
Organism: Girardinichthys multiradiatus
Lineage: Eukaryota; Metazoa; Chordata; Actinopteri; Cyprinodontiformes; Goodeidae
Product: gamma-aminobutyric acid receptor subunit alpha-5-like
Exons: 10
Coding region: 334-1716 (460 amino acids)
Biological process (GO): synaptic transmission, GABAergic; gamma-aminobutyric acid signaling pathway; monoatomic ion transmembrane transport
Cellular component (GO): dendrite membrane; GABA-A receptor complex; synapse
Molecular function (GO): benzodiazepine receptor activity; GABA-A receptor activity; transmitter-gated monoatomic ion channel activity involved in regulation of postsynaptic membrane potential
Source: RefSeq, a predicted model, not a curated record